Molecule: messenger RNA, 772 nt
Organism: Brassica oleracea var. oleracea
Lineage: Eukaryota; Viridiplantae; Streptophyta; Magnoliopsida; Brassicales; Brassicaceae
Product: transcription factor bHLH36-like
Exons: 3
Coding region: 9-617 (202 amino acids)
Biological process (GO): regulation of transcription by RNA polymerase II
Cellular component (GO): RNA polymerase II transcription regulator complex
Molecular function (GO): DNA-binding transcription factor activity, RNA polymerase II-specific; RNA polymerase II transcription regulatory region sequence-specific DNA binding; protein dimerization activity
Source: RefSeq, a predicted model, not a curated record
UGAGUUCCAUGGUUUAUGACACUUCAACAAGAAGAAGAAAAACAGGAGUGUGGAUAAGAGGCAUUCAAACACAAAGUCAAUCAAGACCUUCAGAUCUCAAAAUAAUUGAGAAAAAUAGAAGGAUUCAGAUGGAAGAUCUUUACUUAGAACUGAACUCUCUUCUUCCUCAAACUUCUAGGGAGCUACCUCUACCUGAUCAGUUAGAUGAAGCUGCAAACUACAUCAAGGAGCUACAAGUGAACGUGGAGAAAAAUAGAGAAAGGAAGAGGAAGCUUGUUACGACUGCAGCUUUGGACAAAUUGAAUUCCACAGGAUCUUCAUCCAUGUCCUCGAGUGUUGAUGUCUCCGUGCCUAGACGGUUGCCAAGGAUCGAGAUUCAAGAAACCGGUCCGAUUCUUCACAUCUCCCUUGUGACAAGCUUGGAACAUAAGUUUAUGUUCCAUGAGAUCGUUCGUGUUCUCACUGAGGAAUUAGGAGCUGGGCUCACUCAUGCUGGAUACUCAAUUAUUGAUGAUGCCGUCUUCCACAUUUUUGAUUGCAAGGUGGAAGAUUGUGAUUUUGGAGCUACUAGUAGAAUUUCUGAGAAUCUCAAGAAACUUGUGAACAGUGUCAACUAAUAGUCUCCCUAAUGUGUACCCUUUUACAGCUUUUUCUGUUUUCGUUCUAUUUUAUUGUUCCUUUUGUUGAAUUUAUCUUGUAAUGUGAAAAUGAUGUUUCAUAUGGUGAUAUGAGCAUACUAUAUAUAUUUUAUAUGAUUUGUGUACAAUUUACA